Molecule: messenger RNA, 1481 nt
Organism: Tribolium madens (black flour beetle)
Lineage: Eukaryota; Metazoa; Arthropoda; Insecta; Coleoptera; Tenebrionidae
Product: isocitrate dehydrogenase [NADP], mitochondrial-like
Exons: 2
Coding region: 108-1418 (436 amino acids)
Biological process (GO): isocitrate metabolic process
Cellular component (GO): mitochondrion
Molecular function (GO): magnesium ion binding; isocitrate dehydrogenase (NADP+) activity; NAD binding
Source: RefSeq, a predicted model, not a curated record
CGAGACUCGGAUAUUUCCGCCGCCCACUCCACAACACAACCUCAACAAGACAACAAGUUGUUUUUCGAUUUUCAGUUUCUCUCCGGGCUGAAACAGUUGAGGUUAUAAUGGCCGGUACUUUAACGAAAUUUUCAAAAAGCUUGAGCGCUGUUGUUACCAAAAAUGGGGUCCUGCAAGGGCGCAAUUUUGGCACCCAACGCGUGGUGGCAAAGAAUCCCGUGGUCGAAAUGGACGGCGACGAAAUGACUCGAAUCAUCUGGGAAAAAAUCAAAGAACGUCUCAUCUUUCCUUACGUUAAACUUGAGGCGCUUUACUACGACUUGGGACUACCCCACCGCGACCAAACCAACGACCAAGUGACUAUCGACGCCGCCAACGCCAUUCUCAAACACAACGUGGGGAUCAAAUGCGCCACCAUCACCCCCGACGAGCAACGAGUCAAAGAAUUCAAUUUGAAAAAAAUGUGGCUGUCGCCCAAUGGCACCAUCCGGAAUAUUUUAGGAGGAACAGUUUUCAGAGAACCCAUCUUGUGUAAAAACAUUCCCAAGUUGGUUCCCGGGUGGACAAAGCCCAUCGUCAUUGGCAGACACGCCCAUGGGGAUCAGUACAAGGCGAAGGAUUUUGUUGUAACGAAACCAGGGACAGUCGAGAUGGUCUACACUUCGGACGAUGGCCAAGUCGAAAGGUACGAGCUUUUCAAGUACAAAGGGGGCGGAGUCGCCAUGGGAAUGUACAAUACGGAUGAGAGUAUCCGGGCUUUUGCCCAUUCGUCCUUCCAAGUAGCCUUGAAUAAAGGUUGGCCGUUGUAUCUGUCCACCAAAAACACAAUUUUGAAGAAAUACGAUGGCCGCUUCAAGGACAUCUUCCAGGAAAUUUAUGAUAAAGAGUACAAAUCGCAGUAUGAAGCGAAAAAAAUAUGGUAUGAACACCGCCUGAUUGACGAUAUGGUGGCUCAGGGAUUGAAAUCCUCUGGUGGUUUCGUCUGGGCUUGCAAAAAUUACGACGGAGACGUCCAGUCUGACAUUGUCGCCCAAGGGUACGGCUCCUUGGGGAUGAUGACCUCAGUUCUCAUGUGUCCCGAUGGCAAGACUAUCGAGUCAGAAGCUGCCCAUGGGACAGUCACGAGACAUUACCGGGAGCACCAGAAGGGUAACCCCACGUCCACCAAUCCUAUAGCGUCCAUUUUCGCCUGGACUAGGGGUCUGGAACACAGAGCCAAGCUCGAUGGAACUCCCGACUUGACUAAAUUUGCGCAAACUUUGGAGAAGGCUUGCGUCGAUUGUGUCGAAUCGGGCAAAAUGACCAAGGAUUUGGCCGCUUCCAUUCAUGGAUUGCCAAAUGUCAAGCCAGGGAUGUAUUUGAAUACUCAAGACUUUUUAGAGGCGAUUGCCGAGGAGUUGGAGAGGCAGAUGAAAUAAUUGAUUAAAUGAAUUUUUUAUGAAAAUUUGUAAAUAUUUUUUCAAAUAAACCUUUUACGUACA